GGCAAUCCGGCUAAGCACGGAGCCAGCGUUACAAAGGCCAGCGGUCUUUCCAGGAACGCCGCUCGGCACAAGUAUACUGUCAGCCAAAUGAUGCGUCCCAAAGCCGACAUAUGGGUGGAGUAAACCUUGUUGGCAAACCACUCGGUUGUCCAAGGAAGUGAAUGAGAGACAAAUAGACAUGUAGCCAGCCACUGCUCUCGACCAUUCCCUUCCAGCAACAUAAGACUGUCUUUUUUUCAGAACAGGCUUUCAACCACCAACAGCAUUUUGAGCCUUUCGAUAUAUUCUCUGUACAUUAUUCAUCAUGGCACCGGCUGCGAUUUCCCCACCGGGUUCCCCACAACCUUCAUCGAACCUUUCGGCGUAUCGGGGCUACCAUCAUGUCCACUGGUACGUAGGCAACGCAAAGCAAGCAGCCUCAUUCUAUGUAACAAGAAUGGGGUUCGAACGUGUUGCAUACCGCGGCUUGGAGACGGGAUCUCGCGCCAUUGCAUCUCACGUGGUGCGGAACGGAGACGUGACCUUUGUACUCACAUCCCCUCUUCGCGGUCUGAAGCAAAGCUCCAAGUUCAGCAAAGAAGAAGCAAAGCUGCUAGCCGAAAUCCACGAGCACCAAGAAAAGCACGGCGACGCUGUAAAAGAUGUUGCCUUUGAAGUCGACAACCUAGACGCAAUCUACACAUCAGCAGUAAACGCAGGCGCCCAAUCCAUCACCUCCCCCCACACCGUCAAAGACGAAAACGGCACAGUGCGUCUAGCAACCAUCCAAACCUAUGGCGACACAACACACACGCUCAUCCAAAAAGAAUCCUACACGGGCAUCUUCCUCCCGGGAUACCAAGCCAACACAACCCCAUCAUCCGUCGACGCCCUCACCAAAUUCCUUCCCCCGGUAACCCUCUCGCACAUCGACCACUGCGUCGGCAACCAAGACUGGGACGAAAUGGAAAACAUCUGUGACUACUACGAGAAGGUGCUGGGAUUCCACCGGUUCUGGUCCGUCGACGACAAGGACAUAUGUACCGAGUUCUCGGCGCUAAAGUCCAUCGUCAUGGCGUCGCCCAACGACGCCGUCAAGAUGCCCAUCAACGAGCCCGCCGUCGGCAAGAAGCAAUCGCAGAUCGAGGAGUAUGUUGAUUUCUACGGCGGGCCUGGCGUCCAGCACAUUGCGCUCCGCACCGACGAUAUCGUGCGCGAUAUCACGAACCUCAAGGCCCGGGGUGUCGAGUUCAUCAAGGUCCCCGCGACGUACUACGAGGAUAUGAAGAUGCGGUUGAAGAAAGCUGGGUUGACGCUCAACGAGGACUUUGAGAUGCUGCGGAGUUUGGAUAUCUUGAUUGAUUUCGACGAGGGCGGGUAUUUGCUGCAGUUGUUUACCAAACACGUCAUGGAUCGGCCGACGGUGUUUAUCGAGAUUAUCCAGAGGAACAAUUUCGAUGGGUUUGGCGCGGGGAAUUUCAAGUCGUUGUUUGAGGCGAUUGAGAGGGAGCAGGAGUUGAGGGGGAAUUUGGUGUAG
Periconia digitata is the source of this 1516-nucleotide messenger RNA. The record is from the annotation of a GenBank genome assembly. NCBI's taxonomy places the organism in Eukaryota, Fungi, Ascomycota, Dothideomycetes, Pleosporales, Periconiaceae.